AUGGCCCUCACUGGAGAUUUGGAUCUGCUCCAAAUUGUGGUCAUAAAGCGGCGUCCGGUGCUCUACGUGGUCAACCUGCUGAUCCCCAGCUCCUUCCUAAUGGUCAUCGAUAUCCUGUCCUUCUACCUGCCCCCCCACAGUGUCGACCGUGCCUCCUUCAAGAUGACCCUCAUCCUGGGCUACACCGUCUUCCUGCUCAUCAUGAACGACCUGCUGCCCAGCACAGCAAACGGCACACCCAUUAUAGGUAUCUAUUUCUCGGUGUGUCUGGCCCUCAUGGUCAUCAGUCUACUGGAAACGGUCAUCAUCACAAAUGUCCUCCACCACAGCUCCAUGAAAUAUCAAGAGGUUCCAAACUGGGUGAGGGUGGUUGUCCUCAAACACAUAGCCACCCUUAUUUGCUACCGAUGGCCUGAGGACAUCCAGCGCCCCUCAGUGCAACAGAAGGAUAAACCUGAAAGCUCAAACAGAGGUUCAGAGUCGUGGAUCAUCCAACCAGCCAGCCAGACACCUCCCCAACACUCAAACAGCAGCGGAGGUACAGCUGCUCUUCCUGAACUGCAACAGAUCUGUCAAUACCUCGGCGACCUUCGUGCCCACCUCACCUCGCUGCAGAAGGAGAGCGAGCUGCAAGACCAGUGGUGCCACGUAGGAUAUGUCCUUGACUUCCUGCUCUUCCGCAUCUAUCUGCUGCUUAUUUCAUGUUACGCCCUGGUCAUCAUCUCCAUGUGGUGCGUCUGGAUCAGCCAGUCCUAAGUGAUCAAUUUAGUGAUGAUUCAUAGGAUAUCUAAGUUACAAAUUAAAAAGGUAUUGUAAAAAGUAAUUUUGUAUAUUUGCCUCCUUUUUUUCAUUUUGCAGUACUGCUAGUUUUGUGUCCUGCAUUUAUUUAGCCCCUGCUAAAGUACAUCCUAAACUCUUCUAAAUAAUCAUUUUAUUGGGAAACUAUUGAGAAUGCUGUUUUUGUUUAAUGCCUUUUUGAAUGUAAAUGACCUGUUGGACAAAGUUUGUUUUCUCUGUGUACUUUAGAAUCAUCUAUACACUGUGCUUAGUUGGUUCAGGUUUUUCCUCAAGCUGGGGAUAUGUUGUUAUCACUGGUGGAGUCCCUCAAGGUUCCGUUCUCGGACCUCUAAUAUUCAUCUUGUAUGCUCCAUGCAAAUAAUGUAUGUAACAGCCAGACAAUAAUAUUAUAUGACAUACUUUCUCUGUUAUUCCUGUUAUCCUACAAUCAAAGGCUGCAAAUCAAUCAGUGUACUCCAGUCACUUUUUAUUCUUGACACACAACAAUAACUUCUUUAGAAUACAACUACAGACAGUCGGGUUUUGAGAUGGAGAUAUG
This is a messenger RNA of Epinephelus moara (kelp grouper), 1336 nucleotides long. Its product is annotated as 5-hydroxytryptamine receptor 3A. Gene Ontology annotation, cellular component: synapse; neuron projection; membrane. Gene Ontology annotation, molecular function: monoatomic ion channel activity; neurotransmitter receptor activity; transmembrane signaling receptor activity. The coding region runs from base 1 to 756 and encodes 251 amino acids. The record is from RefSeq and is a predicted model, not a curated record. The transcript has 4 exons. Gene Ontology annotation, biological process: signal transduction; regulation of membrane potential; monoatomic ion transmembrane transport. NCBI's taxonomy places the organism in Eukaryota, Metazoa, Chordata, Actinopteri, Perciformes, Serranidae.